AUGAGUAAGGAUGGUGUUUCAAUUUUAGUGUUCUUUUUCUGGAUUUUCUUUUGGUGCUUUUUAGAUGUUUGUCUUACGGUAGGAACAGUGAUUCUUUUCUUCAGAAAAAGAAAAACUGCUAAAAACAUAUUGGUGUGCACAAAUUCAGGCAUGUCAAUGAGAAAGUUUAUGAGGUUGCUACUCUUUUGCCUUACCCUUCUUGCAAUUCUUAUAUUAACGUGCUUAUAUUUAGGCCUACAACUUAGGGAAAACGAUGCUGAAUUCUAUUCCUCGCAAUAUCACUCUAAGAUGUUUUCCCAAAUGGUUCUUCGCUUUGCUCAUGAAAGUUCAUUAGAUAUUAUUAAAUGGGUGUUCAUAUGCUGCUCAUUUAUUGGCUUUUUGGCAUUUGGAACAGGCAAGGAUGCAAUGGAAAUGUACACCAAUGUUUUGGAAAAGCUUCCUUAUGGCUACCAUAUUGUGUCAACUGGCCGAAAAUGGAAAAGGAAAUGCGACGAAAAAGCAAAAGAAAAUUAUAUUACGAGGCAUUUCACACUUAGUUCUCCAGCAAAGUCUACUGCAACUACAUUUGUGGCAGGCACAAGUAAUUUGGACGCAUUUGAGAAAAAAGAAGAUCUAUCCACAAAUCUGAACUAUAGUGAAACGAGUUCCCCAUCUGAAACCGUUGCUCCGCAAACCGAAGAUGCAGAGUUUGAUCUAUAUAAUGAUCCAGACCUCCUGAACGUAUUAAAAGAAGAGGAGGAACAGUUAAAGGAAGAAAACGGACUGCAUGAUUUGGAAGCCAACUAUGAUAAAUAUAUAUCGUCCCCAUGA
Messenger RNA from Brettanomyces bruxellensis, 810 nucleotides. RefSeq lists its product as uncharacterized. The transcript has a single exon. Gene Ontology annotation, cellular component: membrane. NCBI's taxonomy places the organism in Eukaryota, Fungi, Ascomycota, Pichiomycetes, Pichiales, Pichiaceae. Gene Ontology annotation, biological process: G protein-coupled receptor signaling pathway. The record is from RefSeq and is a predicted model, not a curated record. The coding region runs from base 1 to 810 and encodes 269 amino acids. Gene Ontology annotation, molecular function: mating-type factor pheromone receptor activity.